AACUUUCAUUCGUUGUUGCUCGUCACACAGCAUUCGCCUGUACCUUCUCCAACCUUUUCUAACUACGAUGAGUUCAUCGUUCACGGCCAAUCAUCAUAUUAUGGUGCCUUCCUGCGCCGAUGCUGCUUUCGGCGGACGAAGAGUUAAAUUAAGACUAAGUGUUCCUCGAGCGGCUCUGGUGGAGGCCAGGCCUCAACAAGUAGCAGCAAUCAGAGAUGAUGUUACAGGGGCUCGUGCCCUUCAAGUUAGCAGAGAUCGAGCCGACGAUAUGCAAGCUGAAGCCAGAGCUAUGGCACGUUCUGCCGGUGCUUCUGUUUAUACCCCUGAAUUUUUGGCCGCCAAGUAUGGCUCCAGCCCAAUCAAGGUGCUGAGAAGAGCUCUUCAAAUAUUCAACGGACUUGGCUCAUUCGCACUAAAAGUAUGGCUUGACCAAUUGAACGGGGAGCUUGAUCGCAAAAUGAGAUUGCGUGCCAUUGAGCUUAGGCAGACUUUCACCAGAUUGGGCCCUACAUUUGUUAAAAUCGGCCAGGGUUUAUCCACCAGGCCUGAUUUAUGCCCACCGGACUACCUUGAGGAGCUCUCUGAGCUGCAGGAUGCCUUGCCAACAUUUCCAGAUGCACAAGCAUUUUCAUGCAUUGAGAGAGAGUUGGGCCGUCCGCUUGAUACCAUCUACUCGUCUAUAUCUGCAUCACCUAUAGCUGCAGCCAGUCUUGGUCAAGUUUAUAAAGCUCAACUUAAGUACUCGGGCCAGGACGUUGCUGUGAAGGUGCAACGGCCGGGUAUCGAAGAAGCAAUAGGAUUAGACUUCUACCUUAUAAGGGGAGUAGGCAUCCUGAUUAAUAGAUAUGUUGACAUAAUUUCAAGUGACGUUGUUGCUCUUAUUGAUGAAUUUGCUCGCAGAGUUUAUCAAGAGCUCAACUAUGUACAGGAAGGGCAGAAUGCUAGGAGAUUUAAAAAGUUGUACGCUGACAAACAAGAUGUCCUCGUUCCUGAUAUCUUUUGGGACUACACAAGUGGGAAGGUUUUGACAAUGGAGUGGGUUGAAGGUGUCAAGUUGAAUGAGCAAGAAGCUAUUGAAAGGCAAGGGCUGAAGGUUUUGGAUCUGGUAAAUACAGGCAUCCAAUGCAGUCUCAGGCAGCUGCUUGAGUAUGGUUAUUUUCAUGCUGAUCCUCAUCCUGGGAACCUUUUGGCAACACCUGAGGGGAAGCUUGCUUUUCUUGAUUUUGGGAUGAUGAGUGAAACUCCUGAAGAAGCAAGAUUUGCUAUAAUUGGUCAUGUUGUUCACAUGGUCAACCGGGAUUAUGAAGCUAUGGCUCGUGACUACUAUGCUUUAGACUUUUUGUCUCCCGAUGUGGAUGUUUCUCCAAUUGUACCGGCAUUGCGUAACUUCUUCGAUGAUGCACUCAAUUCAACAGUGAGCGAGCUAAACUUUAAAACACUUGUAGAUGGUCUGGGUGCUGUGUUAUAUCAAUAUCCCUUUAAUGUUCCGGCUUAUUACGCGUUGAUUUUGAGAUCUCUCACUGUUUUAGAAGGUUUAGCAUUAUAUGCUGAUCCUAAGUUUAAAGUACUAGCUGCUUCAUAUCCAUAUUUUGCUAAAAGGCUUCUUACGGAUCCUAAUCCAUAUCUGAGAGAUGCUCUUAUUGAGUUACUUUUCAAGGAUGGGAAAUUCAGGUGGGGUAGACUUGAAAACUUGCUUGUCCAGGGAAAGAAAGACCGGGACUUUUCUGCAAAAGAUGCGUUGCAACCUGUCCUGAAGUUGUUGUUGCGUCCAGAUGGUAAAGAAUUAAGGGAUUUGGUUAUUAAAGAGGCAAUUCGUGUCAGUGAAGCUAUUAUUUUGGGUUCAGUCAUUGAAUCAUUUAAUUCUGUUCCUGGUCCCGUGAGGACUUUUAUUUUCAAUGGAAAUGCAAGUGGUCCCUUUACAAUAAGCGCUGCUGAGCAACAGAGCUUAAUGGAACUUAGAGCACAGGUGAUUAAGAUAUGGGGACUAUUGCAAUCCUCAGAGAAUUUUGAUCCGAAUCUUUUGCAACCAAUUUUGCAGGUACUUCAAGAACCAGAAGCACGCAGUAUUGGAGGGCGUGUAGUUGGUGGAAUAUCUCAACGUUUUGCUGCGCGCUUACUGCAACAAGUUCUUCGCGCUCCUGAAACAACUACGGCUGCUGCAUAAUUGUUUCUUGAACUUUUAUAUAAUGUAACUGAUGUUAGUAAAUCUGUAUUGCAAAAAAUACUUUGAAACGGUAACAGAAAAACAGAAACUGGGCAGAUUCUGCAAACUGUAGAAAACGAAAUUAGCAGAAACUGGAAAAAGUUAUAUGAACAGUAUGUUAAAUUA
Lycium barbarum (goji berry) is the source of this 2329-nucleotide messenger RNA. RefSeq names its product protein ACTIVITY OF BC1 COMPLEX KINASE 3, chloroplastic. Lineage: Eukaryota; Viridiplantae; Streptophyta; Magnoliopsida; Solanales; Solanaceae. Gene Ontology annotation, biological process: protein phosphorylation. Gene Ontology annotation, molecular function: protein kinase activity; ATP binding. The record is from RefSeq and is a predicted model, not a curated record. The transcript is spliced from 7 exons. The coding region runs from base 68 to 2164 and encodes 698 amino acids.